AUUUUAUUUGAUUGUGUAAGCCAAAACAAGGCACGUUACGCUACCUGGCAAAGGAAUGCUGACUUUUAUGUGCGUUCAGGGACCCUCAUACCGCAGCAUGUUUUUAUGAUAUAAAGCGUGACGUAUUUUCAGAAGAUUGUUGAGCUGUUUGACAAACACAACUCUACGAUGUGCAGUUGUGCUACACUGUUAAUCUUUAAAGUCAAAGACUUAAAUCUGGAGUUACUGUCUCAGGCUGUGUGGCUCUCAGGUGCAGAGUGAGUACCUGCAGGCCUGUGGUUUGAGGAAAAGCUAUGUAGCUUCUCUUGUUUGAGUUGUAAAGCCAUGAAGUGACAAGACGGUGGCAGAGGAAUGACAAAUAUGACAUGCUGAUAUGCUGUAUGUUUGCAAAGAUGCAUUGUCAUCCUCUUUAUGGAGCGAGAGUGGAAUUUUCCUGACGGUGACUGUUGUUUUUCAUGACUUGUAUCACACUAAGAAUCACAAACAGCAAGACAAGACAUGUGCUUCUAUCAUGUGAUGCUACAGGUACCUGAUCUGAUAUGUGACACUGGGUUAGUCUGCACAUGAGGGAGACAGUUUGAUUCUCUGGGGUGCAAUGUCAGUUUCAUGCAUCAUCUUUUAGUGUGAGUGGCCACAUGGGGGUUAUUUAAGUAAAUAACUAGAGUAUCUAAAGUCCACAGAGAGAGAAACUAAUGAAAACAAUAGCAGCAGCACUGGGUCUCUGCAGCUGGUUGAACUGGUCUGACGAGAAAAAGGGGGGCGGGAGGCAGCGUGGCAAAGAGGGAGGGUUCAGAGGAGGAGGAGGCAAUGCCGAGCCCUCAAUUAGAAAAGUAGAUAUAAGAGCAAAGAUAAGAACAGAAGAGGGAAGCAGGAAGAUCAAAACAGUCACUGUUUGUUUUUAGUUAUGAAGUUCAGUCAUGAGCAGUGUUUACUGCACUGACACACAAUUGCAUUACAUGUCAGAUCAACUCUGACGAACUGAUCCGGCAGUCAUCUACCUCACAGCAGCUGUUGGGAAACUGGUAGGAGUCGAAUUCCAGACGGCACUUUACCUCUGACAUCACUCCAGCAUGAGUGAUGGUGGGGAGGGAAACAGCAGGGCCGAAGAGAGCCAUGGAGUCAGGCAGCCCCAGGCCCCUAACGUCAAACCCAAACUUGGGCAGAAUGACAGGAACAGCAAGGAGGAGCACCGGAAAAAAGAGAAACCAUCAAGAGUGAGGAGAUCGAGGAGUUCUGACUCUGAGAGGACGGAAAGAGGGAGGAGGAGAGAGUCAGACAGGAACCAUGGAGAAAGGAGGCAUCGUGGAAGGAGCGAGGAGGGCCGCGGGCGCCGCCGCAGAGAGAGCGAUCGGAGAAGGACGAAACCCCCUGAAAAUGACGUGGAGGACACAGAGUGCGCUGUGUGUUUCUGUACUUACGAUAAUGUUUUCAAGACCCCGCCAAAGGCUGCUGGCAUGCCGGGCGGUGCUGAGCUCCCUCAUGGCCGGGACCUGCCCCGUCUGGGAAAUAAUCGGGACAUCAUCAGCAAACUCCCUCCAGAUAUGCAGCGGGCGCUGUCCAUCCGCUUUAAGCGCAGCCAGGGUAAGCUGAUGCUGAAGAACCCUCCUCCCAACAGCCCGACCAGGCCUAAUGUCGUCAGUCUGCCUACCAAGAGUCAAGACACUCAGGCGGCACCAAGCGGGAACCUCCAGCUGAGUGCAAUGGAGCAGGGGAUCACCCCGACCACUGUGGUGGAUGUAGGCAGACCUCCGAACAGGGUGAGAGGUCGCCUGCGCAGGAUGUUCCGUUCAGAUCAAUGCUACUACGCAGUGGUGGCGACCAUCAUCACCAUCACUGUGGCGCUCAUGCUGGUGGGGAUUCUGGCUUUUGUGAUCGUACCCACUGUGUCCUUGAGCAACAACGUUCGCCCCCCACGUCCACCUCAAUCAAACAACACUUCAGAACACAAUCCAUGAACUAGAGAUAUGUCCACUUCAAGGACAGGACUGUGAAGGGUGUGGGUGGGGUGAUAGUUGGGGAGAUGAAGUGGACAAGGAGCGAGAAUCACAUGAAACUUCCAGUGACCCUUGUUCCACUUUGCACACCUUGUGUUUAUAAUAGUGAAGUACAAACUGAGCACAUUCAAGCUUGGGUCACGUGGAGUGACGUGGAGAAAUGAAGGAAAACCAGGAGAGCAACAUUUUUUUUUUUUAAACAAAAGAACUGGCAGGUGCACAUGAAGAAAAGGGACUGACGUGUUUCCUGUUUUUAUUCUUUUCUGAACGUGUUUGUGUUCACCGUGAGAGCGGCUGAACACAAAAAAGGAACCAUGUGCACAGAUGAAAUAAGCUGUAAAUGUUGAAAUGCACUACACUCUGUGAUGAAAGGUUGGGAGGAUCUCUGGAUUGAACGUUGAUCUCGCAAACCAGAGUUUAUAGUUCUUAACUAAUUUUGUUUAUAGUCUAAACCCAAUGUACAUACGGAUGCCACAGAUGAUUUAUAUAUUUGCAAGUAUUUCUCAACAUAUCCAUCAAAUAAAGGCAUAUUUGAGAUUGUCCUCUACUGAUACACA
This is a messenger RNA of Oreochromis niloticus (Nile tilapia), 2551 nucleotides long. RefSeq names its product ring finger protein 183 (gene rnf183). Lineage: Eukaryota; Metazoa; Chordata; Actinopteri; Cichliformes; Cichlidae. The transcript is spliced from 2 exons. The record is from RefSeq and is a predicted model, not a curated record. Bases 1071 to 1955 code for a protein of 294 amino acids.